This is a messenger RNA of Eriocheir sinensis (Chinese mitten crab), 2024 nucleotides long. RefSeq names its product histone-lysine N-methyltransferase SMYD3-like. The transcript is spliced from 9 exons. Lineage: Eukaryota; Metazoa; Arthropoda; Malacostraca; Decapoda; Varunidae. The record is from RefSeq and is a predicted model, not a curated record. Gene Ontology annotation, molecular function: protein binding. Gene Ontology annotation, cellular component: nucleus. The coding region runs from base 304 to 1791 and encodes 495 amino acids.
GGGUGCUCCAGGUGUGUGCCGCCACGCCGCUGCACCACCUGUGCCACGCCACCAUCACCACCACUACCUCCACUGCCGCCACACACUGUCGCCUGUCAUUCCCCUGCCUCGACCGCCCCUUCCCCUUCCCACCGCCGCCGUCGCCGCCGCCAAUAAAUCAACCACGAAGCUAAGUGAAGGUGUUGGGUCACGCGCCAAACUCAGGCGGGGGUAAGGGGGCGGCGGGGCGGUGAGUCAGGGCGGCAGGGCGGGGCGGGCAGUGCCCCGCGACAGGUGGUGUGAAGCGGGUGCGUUGCGGGAGUCAUGCGGGACUACAUCAGCCUGCGGGCCCAGGCGCUGCUGGCCAAGAGGCCCGUCAAGCGAGGCGACGUGAUCCUCACCUCGAGGCCCUUCUGCACGGUGCUCGACUCCUCCGCCAUCAGCUGCUACUGCGAGCACUGCCUUGUCUCCUUCAGGAAGGACCGCAUGCUGACACGAUGCUCGGAGUGCGGGCGAGCCUUCUACUGCAGCGAGAUGUGCCAGGAGCUGGGGCGGCCCCUCCAUUGGCGGGAGUGCAUCGUGUUCCGCCACAGACCCAAUUACCAACCCAAAGACUUCGCCAGAUUCCUCGCCCGACUCAUCUGGGUGCUCAAGGACGGAGGUGACGAGACCGUGGAGAAGAUUGACGACAAAAGAAGUAGACGGUUUAAGGACCUCGUCAGCCACCGGAAAGAGGUGAGCAAGGACACCGAGCAGCUCAAGUACGUGGACAGCCUCAUGCCAGACCUGCUGCAGCUGGUGGGGAAGAAGUUCCUGCCGCCGCGGGAGGAGCUGCUGGAGAUCUUUGGCAAGGUCCUCGUGAACAGCUUCUGCCUCCUGGACGACCGCCUGACGCCCAUCGGCACCAGCGUGUACUUGGCGGCCUCCUGCAUCGACCACGCCUGCCACGCCAACGCCUUCGUCACCUUCAUCGGGAACAAGCUGGUGGUGCGCUCCCUGGUGGACUGGCCGGACCUAGAUUGGAGCAGGGUGAUGAUCAGUUACCUGGAUGCCAUGAACACGCGCGCCUUCCGCCACCGCUACCUGGAGAGCCAUUAUUACUUCACCUGUGACUGUCGCCUUUGCCGGGACGACGCCCACGAGAGUCUCAUGUCCACGGUGCCCUGCGGCUCCUGUGCCGCCGCCGUGCCCCUGGAGGAGGAGAACGCGGAGGGCGCCGUGGGGCCGUGCGAGGCGUGCGGCCACGAGUCUUUCCGUGGUGACCUGCGGCAGGAGUACCAGCGCGUGGCUGACCUGACCCGCAGACACCUGAAGGACCUGAACGAGGCUGACCCAGACCUGGAGGAGUGGCGGGAGGUGGCAGGAGCACAGGAGGGCCUCAUGCACCCGCUCAACCUCCUGCGGGCCAAGACGAUGGACGCGCUGCUCACGGCCACCAUCACGCGCCGGGGCUGGCACACUGCGCUGGGCCUGGCCAGGAGCAAUCACCAGGCCAUCAGACACUACUAUGGAGCCAAGCACCCGAACUACGGCCUGUUCCUCAUGAAGCUGAGCAAGAUCGAGCUGUGCAACAUGGCCUUCUCGGACGCCUACGAGCACCUCAGGGUGGCCGAGGAGAUCAUGGAGGCUGGCCUGGGCUCAAACCAUCGCCUUGUGUUCGACGAUCUGACGUGGCUGCUCAUCCAGGCCAGUGAGGAGAAGAAGAUCGAGAUUCAGCGGUCACUCAUCUACGGGACGCACCGCCUGGCGCCCCCGCCCCCCCAGGACCAGGGAGAGGACCACAAGCACGCCCAGGCCCGCAGGAGGAGCUGAGAGGCUGACGGCCAGGAGAUGAAGGAGUUUGUUGUGCCUGAUGCUGAUUUGUCCAACGAAUGGCGGCUGCUGUGAGUGCCAUCGUUCUUACCUUUGAUUUGAACCGCUCCGCCAGGCAAAAGUCGGAGGUUGUUGCUGCCGCUUGGCGUGUGAAGACAACUAGUGAUUUCCACGCGAUAACUAGUAAUCAAACGAAAGCUGUAGCCAGGAGUAAAGAAUUAAUAUCAAGCCUU